UGUAACUGCAGUAAAAUAUCAAUAGUAGCCCUUUUUUAACAAGAUAUUUGCUCCAGGUUACAGAAGUGUUCCUCUGAUGUUGCAUGUUAGUGCGGUGUGUGAGAAGUGAAGGGGAGGAGAAGAGGAGAGUGGGAGGAGGGUGGGAGUCCCGCAGAAGGAGCGUUUCAAUCCCAACAUGAAUUCCACCCGCAAUCUCUGAACGACAACACGAGCGAUAUAAGGAGACAUCGCGGACACUUUCCAAAAGUCUUACCCAUCAUCAGCGUCUUUGUGUUUUCUACGGAUGCAUUUAACGUCUUCCUCGUGACUUCAACAUCGCCGUGGAGCAGGAUGAGGCGGUGAAUGUCGCGUUUCACAUCUUUUCGCUCCAGCUGAAGCCGCAGGAGUAUGUGAUCAUGUUGGCGAAGCGCUGCCUCCUCCUGUGGGCUGCGGUCAUCGCGCGACUCGCCGUGACAGCCUGGGGCAGCAGCACCAAGCGGGACGGAGCGGAAUGGGGACGUGAGAACGCGUACACGGUGGAGCACGCGCUGCCUCAGCGCCUGCUGCAGCGGACUGACGCGGAGGAGGAGUUGCCGCACGGGCACUUGGGUACUCUAACAAAGACUGAUGGUGAUGGAACGCAUCCCAUUCAUCUUGCUCAAAUCACAUUCCUGGUAAAGGCCUUUGGAAUACCAUUUGUUUUGGACCUGGAGCUCAAUCAUGAUCUUUUGUCAUCUAACUAUGUUGAACGCCACUUUGAAAAGGAUGGGCAAUCAUUUCAGACUCUGGGAGGAGAGCACUGUUACUAUCAUGGUCAUGUGAGAGGAGUUCCGAGGUCUUGGGCAGCUCUCUCCACCUGUCAUGGCCUACAAGGGAUGUUCUCAGAUGGCAACUUUUCAUACGGAAUCGAACCCUUGCACAACAGCAGUGAUCAGACGCAUGAUAGUAAAAUUAUAGAAGAAGACGCUUCAAUCAAGGAUGCAAAUAUUCAUGUUGUAUACAGAAUGGCAGACAUUCGGCUGAUGCCACAUUUCUCAGGAAGCACAAGAAACAGCAGUGACUCUGACAUUAACAAUGACUAUCCCGUUUCUAUGGAGACAAGCCAGCUAGAGCUCACAGAUGGGCUAAGACGGGCAAAAAGACAGGUUCGGAGGGGUCCACGCACAGUCCAGAGUGAAACAAAGUAUGUAGAAUUACUAGUGGUCAACGAUUAUGACCUGUUUGUACAGAUGAGAAGAUCAUCACCUCAGACAAGAAAUUUUGCCAAAGCUGUAGUGAACAUGGCUGAUGCUAUUUACAAGGAGCAGCUAAACACAAGAAUAGUGCUUGUCGCUAUGGAGACAUGGUCAACUCAGAACAUGGUUUCUGUCGGUGACGAUCCUUUGGUGACCCUGCGUGACUUUAUGAAAUACAGGAAGGAGAAUAUCAAAGAGAAGAGUGACACAGCUCACCUCCUCUCGGGACGCACAUUCCAGAGCAGUCGCAGUGGCACUGCCUACAUUGAGGGGAUCUGCUCACCAACAAGAGGAGGAGGAGUCAAUGAGUAUGGAAAUGUAGGGCCCAUGGCUAUCACUUUGUGUCAGAGUUUAGGACAGAACCUUGGAAUGAUGUGGAAUAAAGACCGCGCUACUGCUGGAGACUGUAGAUGUCCUGAUCCAUGGUUAGGGUGCAUCAUGGAGGAUACUGGGUACUAUCUACCCAGAAAGUUUUCGCGGUGCAGUAUAGAGGAAUACAUUCAAUUCCUUCAGCAAGGAGGGGGGAGCUGUCUCUUCAAUAAACCAAACAAGUUGUUGGAUCCUCCUGAAUGUGGCAAUGGUUUUGUGGAACAGGGCGAAGAAUGUGACUGUGGCUCUCAAGUGGAUUGCUCUCGGGCUGGGGGUGCAUGCUGUAAAAAAUGCACUUUAACUCAUGAUGCAAUGUGUAGCAAUGGAUUGUGUUGUAACCGUUGCAAGUAUGAGCAGAGAGGAGUGAUCUGCAGGGAUGCAGUGAAUGAUUGCGAUGUGCCGGAAACCUGCUCUGGAGAUUCGAGUAAAUGUCCACAUAAUGUACACAAACUGGAUGGAUACAUGUGCGAUGCUGGACUGGGCCGCUGCUAUGGGGGUCGCUGCAAGACCAGGGAUGCCCAGUGUCAGGCGCUCUGGGGCCAUAAUGCAGCAGAUCGUAUGUGUUAUGAAAAGCUGAACAUUGAGGGCACAGAGCGUGGCAACUGUGGUCAGGACAGCAGCUCACACAACUGGAUUCAGUGCAAUAAACAGGAUGUACUGUGUGGUUUUUUAUUGUGCACUAAUAUCACAGUGAAGCCGCGGUAUGGAGACUUGCAUGGAGAAAGCACAAGUCUCACCAUCUACCAUCAGAACAAGUACCUGGAUUGUCGUGGUGGUCAUGCAGUGUUAGAGGAUGGCACUGAUCUUGGGUAUGUGGAGGAUGGCACACCUUGUGGUCCUAAUAUGAUGUGCCUAGACCAUCGCUGUUUGCCGGUCACCACCUUCAACCUGUCAUCCUGUCCCGGGUCAUCCUUCUCUCUUGUGUGCUCAGAUCAUGGGACUUGCAGUAAUGAAGUAAAGUGUAUCUGUGACUCAGACUACACCGGGAAGGAUUGCAGUGUAUAUGACCCCAUUCCAGACCCCCAGCCUCCAGAUGGUCCUGAGAAGUACAAAGGUCCAAGUGGUACAAACAUCAUCAUUGGCUCUAUAGCAGGAGCGAUACUAUUGGCAGCUAUAGUACUUGGAGGAACAGGCUGGGGCUUCAAAAAUAUCAGAAGAGGAAGAUCUGGAGGGGGAUAAAGCAUGCCAUCUGCUCUUCUGUGCAUCUGCACUGUGUUCUUUAAACUUUGAGGGAAACAGAAGAAACUCCAGAUGUCUUCCACUCUCUCACCAAACUCCAGUGUCACUCUCUCCUGUCUUUCCACUUCCUGUUACUGCCUGUCACCUGUUGCCUAGAAACACUUCAAUACAUCCCAUGGUAACAUUCUUUAACUGAUUUCAAUGAUGUUACUUUUUAAUAAUUGGUUUUGCCCUUUAAACCAAGCACAGAAAAUGGAGUCAUCAUUUACGCAUGUCGUUUUGUUGUCAUUGACGGAACAAAAAGGUGUUGUGUGGACAGUUCUUAUUGUUGAUUUCCCAAAAAUGGACCAAAAACACCAUAAAGAUCCGGGCUGUGUUAUAUUACAACUUGGGUGUCAAGAUGCAUCAUGUCAGGUAAAUAAAUCAAGAAUAAAUCCAGUUGUAAAAAGGUUA
This is a messenger RNA of Danio rerio (zebrafish), 3215 nucleotides long. Lineage: Eukaryota; Metazoa; Chordata; Actinopteri; Cypriniformes; Danionidae. The record is from RefSeq and is a predicted model, not a curated record.